AAAAUCUCCGCAGAAAUCACCACCACCUCGCCCGAUUCUCCGCGGCGGCGCGCGCCCUCCGAACCCUCCCCGAUAUCGCAGGAUCGUGCGAGGGCACCCCUCCUGCUAAUGCGCGUGCUUCCCUGAGGUUCUCGUGGUAAUUUCGUUGUAUUCGUAUGUCACAUCGAACUGUGGGUGCCGCAGGAUUGGUGACUCCACCUACAUUGUGCAAUUGAGUUGCCAUUGGCGGCUUUGUGGAUUGUCGUGUUACUGAUAUGGACGAAGUGCCGAGUAAUCAGGAUAAUUCAGAACUCAGUCCGUUUCUUGGCAGUGCUAUGUUUGCAAAUCAUGGGGAACAAUCUGCAGGGAAUUCUUCCCCUGAGACGGGGUGGGUUCCCAUUAUCGCAAGAAGGCCGUCGAAUUCGCAGCAUGAUAUUGCACUGGUGGGGAGUAACCGGCUUGGUGUGGGCAUCCUUGAGAAUGACAAUUUGUUUGAUGAUGAGUCGUUGACGUCAACAUUUGAGAACAUGAGCUUGAGCUUCAUGGCUGGUGCUGCUGAUUCUGCUGUUAUCUCUGGCAGUGUUAGAUGCAGGGAUGGACGCUGUCCUGCAGGCCUUAUGAUUUCAUCUGCUGACAACACAAGGAACGGGUCACUUCAGCCGGCAUUUGCUCAGGAUGAUUUUGUGCCUUCAUCUCUAAUGAUCAACAAUGCUGAACACAUGGAGCCAAGGUUUGGUGGGCAAAAUCCUCCAGUGGACACUAGGAUGCAUGGCGCAGAUAAUGCUUAUGUGAAUGCAAUCAAUCUACUAUCAGCUCUGCCUUUGCAGCAACAAUGCUUUAUCGAUGGGUGGUCGCAAACGUAUGCACCUCAGCAGAUGGACUCGAAAUUCAGGUGGCGUGAUAGUGACCUGGAGAGGCAUUCUCUCAUGCAGUCCCAGUAUUCUUAUCAGCAGAUGCCACAGGUUGCUGGCUCUGAUGUUCGUUGGAUUAAUAGCAACCAAUGUGGUGUUGUCAACUCCUCUCCCAAGUCUGCAGCUUCACCUCAUCUUAGGACGCCCACUGUUCAUCAUCUGGGACAUGGCAGUGCUGAUAUCUACUGGAAUGGUGCUAUGGUUCCUAAUGGAAAUAACCUACUGAAUUCUACACGUGCGAAUAACUGUCCUUGUAUAAUUUAUCCUGAUUGCUCAUGUGAAACCUGUGAACAUUGCCAGAUUCAGCUAUCUGAAAAGCUCAAACAUCCAUAUGGACUCAGACGUUCAACUAAAGGUUUAUUACAAAAUCACAUUUUGGAUGAAGUCAAACCGAGAUCUUCUCCUGAGAAGAUCCUGAUGAAGUCCGAAGGUGUAAAUUCAAUUAGAAAUAUCAAGCCUGGCUUUGCACUUGAUGGGUGUGCUGAAACAAAUCAAAGACUGGACCAUAAUCAUCAUCUCAAUAUUCAGAGCAAAGACUCCUUACAUUUUGAUUUGCAGAGCUCUCAGUGUCUGUCAUCAUUGGGAUCUGAAUUGGCCAUGAAAUCUGCCCAACUUAAGUAUAAUUCAGUGGAUGAAGUUAUUGGAGAAUUGUACCUCUUGGCAAAGGAUCAGAAUGGCUGCCGUUUCUUACAAAGGAUAUUUACGGAAGGUUCUCAAGAGGAUGCUCAAAAGGUCUUUGGUAGUGUCAUUGAGCAUAUUGAUGAACUUAUGGUUGAUCCAUUUGGAAAUUACUUGGUACAAAAACUACUUGAAGAGUGCAAUGAUGAUCAAAAGAUGCAUAUAGUUUAUGAAAUAACCAAAAGACAAGGCCAGCUAAUUAAAGUUUCAUGCAACAUGCACGGGACACGUGUGGUGCAAAAGGUGAUAGAAACUAUUAAUACCUCAGAUGAAUUUUCCAUGGUUGUAUCUGCUCUGAGCCCUGGUGCCAUUACUUUGAUGAUGGAUGCCAAUGGCAGUCACGUUGCCCACUGUUGCUUGCAGAAAAUGUCACCUGAGUACAACGCAUUCCUUCUCAAUGCGGCCAUAGAAUAUUGCUUUGAGCUAGCAAAAGAUCGUCAAGGCUGUUGUAUCAUCCAAAAAUGUAUUCUUCAUGCAAAUAUGGAGCAGAAGAACAGGUUGUUGUAUAGUAUCACAUCCAGGGCUCUUGAUCUCGCAGAAGAUCAGUACGGGAACUACGUAAUACAGUAUAUACUCGAGCUCAAGGUUACAUGGGCAACGGACAAAAUACUGGACAAACUUGAGGGUCACUACGGAUAUCUAUCGAUGCAAAAAUGCAGCAGCAACGUGGUCGAGAAAUGUUUGAAAGAAGCACGGGAGCCAAAACGUGUGAAAAUCAUCCAUGAGCUUAUCAAUGACCCCAAACUGCCGCAUAUUUUGCUUGAUCAGUAUGGGAACUAUGUGAUUCAAACAACACUCCGAGUGUGUGAGGAUGCUACAGUUCACGCAGCAUUGAUUGGAGCCAUUAAGCCGCACGCUGCUGCCCUUCGAAACAACAUGUUUGGAAAGAGAGUUCUGUCGAAAACCUGCCUGAAGAACACGAAGUACUGAUCCAGGCCUUUGAACUGCCUUUUGGAGUUCACUGCAGUUCGGGCAAGGUGCAUAAGGUGCAACACUAACGUACAAACCUGUAAUAAGUAUAGUAUGUUAAAAGAUAGGUCAUCAUAAAACUGGGUAGAUUAAGAGAAAGGAUAAAAGGAUGGGUAAUAGUUUUGGUUGGAGGAAACCACAUUUUGGGCCACCCUAGGCAAUGUGUGUUGCAUAUUGUAGAGUUGUAGAGAUUUUGUGGAAAUAAUUAUGGGUUGUGUUACUACGUCGGUAAUCUGUCAGACUCGUCUGUAUCCUCUAAAAUAGAAAGCUAUUUGUGAUAUUCAUAUCCGAAAUAUGACAUUUUUUC
Molecule: messenger RNA, 2844 nt
Organism: Phragmites australis (common reed)
Lineage: Eukaryota; Viridiplantae; Streptophyta; Magnoliopsida; Poales; Poaceae
Product: pumilio homolog 12-like
Exons: 6
Coding region: 255-2498 (747 amino acids)
Biological process (GO): post-transcriptional regulation of gene expression
Cellular component (GO): cytoplasm
Molecular function (GO): mRNA binding
Source: RefSeq, a predicted model, not a curated record